Thelazia callipaeda (thelaziosis nematode) is the source of this 453-nucleotide messenger RNA. Lineage: Eukaryota; Metazoa; Nematoda; Chromadorea; Rhabditida; Thelaziidae. The record is from the annotation of a GenBank genome assembly.
AUGAUCGUGACGUUCUGUGAAAGGCUAGGUUGGACUUACCUUCGAAGUGUAUUGGACGGCUUCUCUGAGCGAUUAACAUUUGGUGUACGUAAAGAUUUGACGGAAUUGGUACAAAUUGAAGGAAUUGACGGAAUGCGAGCUCGAGCUUUUCAUAAUGCCAAAAUUACAACAGCAGCUGUGCUGGCGACUACUCCUCUUAACGACAUAACAAAAAUAUUACGAUCUGUGGUACCUUUUGUCAGACGUGAUAACAAUGAAGGGAUGAAUCGCUGGCUCGCUGGAGAAGGCUUGAUGACAGAUACUGAAGCAGCACAACAGUUGAUUAAGCGAGCUCGUAAUCAUAUUUCAUCCUCUAUCAAGUAUGACAUUUUAAAAUCUGAUUCAACACUUUUGAAAUCACGGCUAUUGGCAUAUUUUCGGAAGACAAAAUUGAUUCGUUGUUUACCACAAUAA